AUGAAGCUCUCACAACAAUUUGUGCGCAGCACAUUGCUGCGUUCAACUACUACUUCAAAAGCUACUUCGCUAUCGGGAUUCGCACUAUGGCAACGGUCAUACAGCACUAAGCCUGGGUUGUCGACGACACCAGUGCUACCAGGCGCUGACCCCUCCAAGCUUGUAAUCACCACAACAACCACCCCCAAGGAACUGACUCCGAACAAUGAACUGGUUUUUGGCAAAACCUUCACAGAUCAUAUGCUCUCUAUUGAAUGGACCGCUUCCGAUGGCUGGCUUACUCCUCGCAUAAUUCCCUACCAAAAUCUCAGUCUUGACCCUGCGACAUGUGUUUUCCACUACGCAUUUGAGUGCUUUGAAGGAAUGAAGGCAUACAAAGACAAGAAUGGGAAGAUACGCUUGUUCCGGCCCAGCAAGAAUAUGCAGCGUCUAAAUAAGUCUUCGUCACGCAUUGCUCUCCCGACAAUUGACGGUGACGCUUUCACCAAAUUGAUUGCAGAGUUUACCAAAAUAGAAAGCAGAUUCAUUCCAAAUGAAAAAGGAUAUUCGCUCUACUUGCGACCGACUAUGAUUGGUACCCAGCGCACAAUCGGAGUUGGGCCCCCUGGCUCGGCGCUCCUCUACGUUAUUGCCAGUCCUGUCGGCCCGUAUUAUCCAACUGGAUUCAAGGCAGUGUCCUUGGAAGCAACUGACUACGCAGUUCGCGCAUGGCCUGGUGGUGUCGGGGACAAGAAACUCGGCGCCAACUAUGCGCCCUGCAUUGUCCCUCAACAAGAAGCAGCCUCCCGAGGCUUCCAACAAAAUCUGUGGCUAUUCGGCGAGGAGGAAUACGUGACCGAGGUGGGGACAAUGAACCUUUUCAUGGCCAUCAAGAACAAAGAAACUGGUCAAAAGGAGCUUCUAACUGCUCCUUUAGACGGUACUAUUCUUGAAGGUGUCACCAGAGAUUCCGUACUUUCAUUAGCGCGGGAAAGACUUGUUCCCGAGGGAUGGGCGGUCUCGGAGCGUAAGGUACGCAUGUCAGAACUCGCUGAAGCUUCUGCCGAGGGUCGUCUGAUAGAAGUUUUUGGAUCUGGAACUGCUGCUAUUGUCAGUCCUGUGCGUAAUAUCAGCUACAAGGGGCAAUUGGUGGAUUGCGGAUUGCAGGGUCAUGAAGAGGCAGGAGAUAUUGCUCUCCGUAUGAAGAACUGGAUCGAGGGUAUCCAGUACGGUGAAGAGGAGCAUGAAUGGAGUUAUGUUGUGGAGUAA
This is a messenger RNA of Talaromyces proteolyticus, 1248 nucleotides long. RefSeq names its product cytosolic branched-chain amino acid aminotransferase. The transcript has 4 exons. NCBI's taxonomy places the organism in Eukaryota, Fungi, Ascomycota, Eurotiomycetes, Eurotiales, Trichocomaceae. The coding region runs from base 1 to 1248 and encodes 415 amino acids. Gene Ontology annotation, molecular function: branched-chain-amino-acid:2-oxoglutarate transaminase activity. Gene Ontology annotation, cellular component: mitochondrion. The record is from RefSeq and is a predicted model, not a curated record. Gene Ontology annotation, biological process: L-leucine biosynthetic process; L-valine biosynthetic process.